CCCUCCCCACCCCCUUCGACGAAGAGAGCCAACGCACUCUCUCCCUCGCUCCCUCCUCCCCCGAUUCGCCCCCACCAUUUCCACAUGUGACUGAGGAUCCUCUCUCGCCGCUCCUGGCUUUGGGCCUGCGGCUGCGGCAGGAAAUCCAGCCACCGGAAUUCCGCUGAGGAAUACAAGGAAUCCCUUGUGGCACCUUCAGCUCGCACAGCCCUUCACAUCUGCAGGUGUUUCUGCUCCGCUCCUGUUCCGAAAUCACACUCGCUGCAGCGGCACGAGAAGGGAAGAGAGCCCAGCUCUACAUGUGACGAGUCCCAGCCUGGUUUCCCCAUCUGACCCCCUGCGGAUCAUAGCACCCCCCCCACCACCACCUCGCACCAUGCAGCCCCAAACAGCGGAGGUGGCUCGCCUCUACCAGACGGAAUUCAUCCGGAGCGCACGGGCUGUGGGGGCGCUGUGGGCCGUCUGCACGCUCUGCUUUGCCAUCAUCGAGGUGGUCAUCCUUGUGCAGCCCUCCUGGGUGGGCACCCGCGAGGCAUACUACCAGGGCGGAGCACCCCCACCCCCGGCUGGAACGCUGGGCCUGUUCGAGAUGUGCCUGGAGACGGACUGGCUGGUGCCAGAGUGCCGGGGGUCUCUGCACACACUCACGCCGCUCCCGGCUUUCCAGUCAGCUGCUGUGCUUGUGUGUGUGUCCCUGACCAUGGUGUGGGUCAGCGUGGGCUGCCUCUGCCUCUUCCGCUUCUGCAACGCAGCCACCGUGUACAAGAUCUGCGCGUGGCUGCAGCUCGCGGCAGGGUUCUGCCUCGCUCUGGCCUGCGUGCUCUUCCCAGAUUCCUGGGACUGUGCCGAGAUGCGAGCGCUGUGCGGGGAGAAGGUGGCCAGCUUCUCGCCGGGGAACUGCUCCGUGCACUGGGCCUUCGUCCUGGCCAUGCUGGGCGUUUUAGAUGCUGGGAUCCUGGCGACGCUCGCCUUCGUGCUCGGAAACAGGCAGGACGCCCUGCUGCCUCAGUACGGGAAGGAAGCCACUGGAAUAUUACUGUCGACGUAGAGCCCUGGGUCCCAGCAGGACAGUCCGACACCGUCAGAGAACAGCGAUUUGCUCCUCCUCCUUCAGGAUGACAUCAUCUCACCGUGCUUUGGUUAUAUAACCCAUCUCAACUGUCACCUAGCAACCGCAUCCUUAUUUUUUUUCUGAGAGACAGACGUUCUCACCCUUGGUUUUAGAGCCCGUCGUGCCCUGAUUCCAUGCUCCAUAAAACAAGAAGGACAGAUUCUGAAAGCCGCUGUUAUAGGUGAUCUCAUUAUCUGUGCUGUUUACCUGCUCUUGUACGGAACGUUGUUGUAUCGUGAUCUGGUUCACAUUCAAUUCAUUUUUGAAGGUGCAAGCAUCAGACAAAUAUAUUUUCUUAACUGAUUUGCCUUUUUAAAUACUUUUUUUUUAUUUUAGAAAAAAUCUUUGCCACUGUUUACGCAAGCAAUGUUCUUUUCCUCUGCAUUUAAUUUAUAUACUGUAAUAAAGCCUUUGUUUACCUAACAGCAAAUGCGGAGGUUUGAAUGAAACUGACUGUUCAUAGACUGUAGUCAUGGUUACUUCAUAACGUCAACUUUCCACUCAACUGGAGGUGACCGGGGAUCAUACCACUAUUUUACUCCAUCAGCCUGGGCUGGUUGCUGUAGGUGUUUCCUGGCAGCCUCUUUAUUUUGUGUUUGGGUGUCGUAUCCUUACACAUUUCAUCAUCCCGUUGCUCUCAUUGUGCUCUCAGGGUUUGCUGUGAUGUAUCCACUCAGACAACAUGAACAGAGGUCCAACAAAGGCGCUGUAGACUCUACUGCUCACUGCCAUCUAAAGUACCACAAUAAUACACGAUGGUUUUGGAUUCAGAGGCACAGAGCAAUUCAUUCUCCCGAGACCGGGGCGGAAUCAUCCUUCCGUUAUGCAACAGCCCAACGCUUGCUGAUACAGGCUUCGAUGUUUUGAGCUCUAUUUAUAUGCAUUUGUACGUAUUUUGGUUUGUGGUCCGUGUUUAUAUGUGUAAAUCAUUUGAAAAACCAGAAUGUACACGUCGCAGUGAAUGUGUAUGCGGGAACGGAACGCGGAGACUUGCGAUUUGACCUUUGAAUAAAACCGUUUGCCAAAACGGGAAAGCGUCAUCUCUCUUCCAGUAUUUAUUGACCUUGUUUUUGUGUGUUCAUAAGGGUUACCCCAAGAAUCAGCAUGCUUGUGACUAAAGGCCAUUUAUUUCACCGUAAGGAAAAACAGCAAUUAUUGAGCACAAAUAUUUGUCAAGGCAAUGAAGCAAAAUAGCUCCAGAAGAGCAGAUGGACACCAACAGAUACCAUGCUCUUUAAAUACGCUGUGAUUCGGCAUUUAAACCUUCGUACUGCUCAAACACAGAAAAAGCUACAGCAACUGGAAUCACUGAUUUUCACUCCACAAACACUGAACACACUGUUGGAGAAGCAAGGUUUUAUCGAAAGCAGGACAAGUGCCACUCCCUGAAUGGAGGAUCCGGUAAAGAUUUGCCAUCUCUAACAGUGCUAGUGGUGGCAAGAGCUAUGAGGAAGGACCCUGGGAAGAAGGGCGCAUGCGAAGAUGGAUGUAGGCUAGACCCCCACAGUCUAGGGAGCUCACAGGGCCACAAUAUACAGUAUUACACAUUGCUUCUGCCUUUUGAAACUCGUUUGCCACUCUGAUGCUGUUGUGCGGUCAGACAACUCUGUGACCUGUGUGUCUUUUUCUCGUCUGAGACACGUACGUCGGUCGAUAAUUUGCUUGUGUUUAUUGGAUUCACGCUGAGUUUUUCCGUAUAAGCGAGGAGCGGCGAGAUUUCUCUCGCUCCUGUUUUGUGUAGGUGGCGGUGGGGGCUGUUCGUCCACAGCUGUGCGGACCAUCUCAGCGAUAACCUUUAAACGUCAUCAAGCCGCAUAAUCCUUCGACUUGUUCAAACACAAUCCAGCAUUACAGUCCAUGUGUCAUUCUGCUAGUGAAACGUAACAUAACGCGGCAAGGCGAAAGCGAGCACAAAAAUAACAUCAGUGAAAGCGCUCACUUUCAAUCAUCUACUGGCGGUCAAUAAGAAACAGGACCUUCGUGUGCUGUGAUGACUAGUGUAUGCACUUCGCCGAGAGGAUACACACCAAUGACACGUGGCACGUGGCAAAGCCGCACUGCAAUACAGCGGCCUGCUCUGGGGACCGAAGAGGAUGCUGGGAUCAGUUUGAUCGAGCAAUCGAGGUGUUCUCAUAAAGCCGCUGGGACAUCGGCGUCCCCCUGCUCAUCCUCAAUGGACGGAUGGGUGAUUUGCCUUUGCACUGCACUGUGCUGAACGGCAGCUGCGCGUCCAGCCUGACGCUACGAGCAGUGCGAGCAGAGCGGUUCUCACGGCCCCUCGCCUCCAUCGUGCUCCUAUUGAGGAUAAGUUGAGCGCAGCCUGGUUUCACGCCGUAGGGAGGGACACGAUGUGGUGGUAUAAUUGGUAUGGAGCGAACUUCUUCUGCAUCACAGAGAUCUUCCCCGUGUCUCCGCACAAUUAUCAGAGCAAAACAAAUGCACAAGAGCACACACUCGCGAUCAGGAGCUUUUAAGGUACGACCAGCAGUUUGCCGCAUGUGUCGGGAUUUCUUUGCUUCCGAAGAAAAUUUUGUCCAAUUCUUCGUACGACGGGACGGUCCGCGGCCGCUCGUGUCGCGCUCCCUCAGGCGUCGUCGCCGGUGACACGUGACUCCGUAACUGCGUCGUUUAAAGCCAAGGUUAUCGUUUCACGGUCGUGAGGGAACGAAAGAAGGAUGCCACAGGCACAGCUCUUUCAAGGUGGAAUUUUAUCAUGAAUUAUGCGAUCUUUCUGGAGCAGUCAGUACACAGGUCUACAGGUCUGGGUCUCCUCCGCUCCGCCCCAGAGUGGAAUAGAACAGAAAAACACUUGUGUGUUACGUUUAAAAGGAAAAGCCUGACGGGAUGUACAGCACUCAACUUAAUCUGACAAGCACGCUAAUGGACUCAGAAGCUCGCUGGUUUCCACAAAUCUCUUUAAACAGCUGCCGCUCCGCUGCCACGUCAAUAUUAGCUCCGCGCCCAUCGACAGUCACUUCGCAGUUAUUUCUCACCCACUUGCCGAGUUUAAACUUCACUGGAGAUUGUGAGAUACAUUUAUUCCGGAGGGGGGGGGGGGGGGGGGA
This is a messenger RNA of Scleropages formosus (Asian bonytongue), 4176 nucleotides long. RefSeq names its product LHFPL tetraspan subfamily member 4b (gene lhfpl4b). Gene Ontology annotation, cellular component: plasma membrane. Gene Ontology annotation, biological process: sensory perception of sound. Lineage: Eukaryota; Metazoa; Chordata; Actinopteri; Osteoglossiformes; Osteoglossidae. The transcript has 5 exons. The record is from RefSeq and is a predicted model, not a curated record. The coding region runs from base 377 to 1048 and encodes 223 amino acids.